GUUCAGAUGUAGGGAAAUACAGUUCACUCGGCUGUCAGCUGUUUAUCUGCUGAUGAAGUAUCACAUUGCUAUGAAAAGAUUUUUACCAGCUUUGUCAGAACACUGAGAAAAGAAACACAAACAAUGCAGUGAAUGCAAAUUGUCCAUUAAUAUUAUUACUUGGGAGUUUCCCUCGAAGUCCAUACCGACGACGAAGUCAUGAAUUCUAACUUAUCUCCUCCAAGAAAACCGUGGAGUCACUCUGUUUUGAUGUUCUUGGUCACGCUAUUUACCUUCUCCUUUGGUAAGUCUUCACUCUAACUAAAUAUGUUUUGCACUCUACUUUAGGACCCUUAAGGAUCUAUAACUCGCGUAAUUGCGCGGUUAUUUCCAUUAACUCACAAAUUAAGAUUCAUCACGUUUAUAUAAGGACGGAAACAAAUGACAUUUGACAGCCCGUGCGCACGGGCUUGAUACAAUACCCAAGCUACAGCUGUAUGUCUCUUUUUUGAGGCAAUAUGAACUAUCAACAGUAUGUUUUCAGAUCAAUUUUUGAGCAAUAUAAAAAUUUCUCCGUGAUCUGAUAUCUAUACUUUCAAAUCCCAAGGAUUUUUUUGUGGUCUGUAUAGAUUUGUUUUAACCCAUUUUCUGUAACUGUACUUUGACCCCAAUAACUCUGUUAUCAAUCCCUUUCGAGAAUUGAUCUGAGGUAAACCAUAAUCAUUUACGUUUCGAUAAAUAUCGUCUGCCAUUGUUAAUGGUUGAUUUAUGCAGCUUACAGUACAGCUAGGUAUGGAGAAAUAAUGCAUUAGUUUAACCGGAGCAAGCAUCUCUCUCCUCCCAAUUUGUUCCUUCUAUACUCCCCCUUACAUUUAAAAGUUUUGGCAUCUGUAAAGCGGUAGUGGACAGCAAUAAUUUAAGGAUUUAUUAUACCUAUGACUAAACUUCUAUCAGUUAAGGGCUCAUUACUGUACUACGCCUACACAAUUCGUAUUAUCAACACUAAUUGUAACCCUGAUAAUUAUAGAAUGCAACUAACUUACGAUUUUUCACUUUCAGUGUGUAACAUUUUCUUUGAAUGAUCAUACCCUUUUCUUAAGUGAUUUUCACGUUUGUGUUUUUAGGUCAAGAUAUAACUUGGGUAAACCAGCCACGUAAUCCAACAUUCGGAGUCCGCGAUGAAAACGUUACUUUAGAAUGGCAAUACAGGCUCAAUGCUAGUGACAGACUUUCUCAGUUUUUAUUGAAAAGAAGAGAAAACAAUGAAAUGGAGGAAGUGAUUUCGUACGUGGCCAGCAAUAAUGAAAAGACGCAUUUUAACGAGAAAUUUGUAAUGUUGAAGCAUGCAAUUCCAUCCUUCAUGUUAAUAAAUGCUCAGGAAAGUGAUGCCACUGAAUAUUGUUGUAGAAUUCUCACAGCCAAUGGCAAAAAAGGAAGGAGUUGCGUGGAGCUUAAAAUACUAGGUGAGUCUCUCCACAUGUAAAUGACACACAGUGCUUUAUCUAGAACUUAAGCAGUGGUUUUUAAUAUUACUUCAUUCUUGCUCAUUAAUCGUCUCCAGAGGGCAGAACGCCUCUUUUUUUUUCGGGUAAACUAAUGUGAUUUGGAUCGGCUAGAAUUUAUGGAAAAGCAUAAUAGACUUGAAAGAAAUGUUGCCACCAUACCUUUUGGGAAGUGCGUGCGUAUGAUAUUCUACACGCAGGGUUGUUGACCCCUCAAAUUCGAACGUACGAAUGAGAUUUCUCAUAGAACACUAAUUCCUGCGCUUAAGCCACUUUCGGUGUGUUAAUUCGUGCAUACUCAAUGACCUUUAAACAGUCCUCGAAGUUAGGAAACCUUGGCAAGAAUUUCAUCAUUUAUUUAACUGGAUCAGUAGUCUUCCUCUUAACUGAAAACAACAUCGUUCAUAGUUCUUGGUUAACGAGCUAUUUUUCAACAUGCAAAUGCUCAUCUUCAUUCUAAGCGAGUUUUGUGCAACUCAUUUUCAACUGAAACUGCUUUUUAGCUCAUAAAAAACGUAUACAUCUGUACACGUCACUGUCAUAUAAGAUUAAUCUUUACAUCUACAAGUGUAGAAGCCUUUUCUUCAUCACUCAAUCCCCUAACCUCUAUUAAAAUCUUUUUUAGAGCGCCCCAUGAUAAUUUCUAUCUCAAGUAACCAAACGGCGACAGAAAAUGAAAAUUUGACACUUUCAUGUAACGCAACUGGCAAACCACCCCCUGAUGUGACUUGGACCAAACGAGGAAACAAGGAAUGGAAGCAUCUGGGAACAAUUCUGUCCAUAAUAAACAUUAGCAAAGUGCAACAUGGAGAGACCUACUCGUGCACUGCGAAAAAUAAUGUUAGUUAUGCGAUUGCUUCUGUCACGAUCGCUGUUAACUGUAAGUGUAUCUUGAAGUCUUCUCAGAUUGCAAUGUGAUAGUAAGUAUACAGCUUAGACUUCACGAUAGGACCUUUUUCGUUACAAUAUAUUUGUUUGCAUGUUAGUUAUGGUUGUUUUGUUUUGCUCUCUUCAUCAAUGGAAAAGGAAAACAAAACAGAACAGAACAAAACCAACAAGGAUCCGAAUCUUAUGCCUGUUAUGCAACUAAAUAGUUAUGGCCUUUUAUGAGUUGACUGUUUUUUUUUUGGAAUGGCAAAGCAAAAUUGGAAAUGAUAGAUUGAAGAUUUGAAACCGAGGGGGAAAGAUCUGUACCCUUUUUAGGAAACUAAUAGCCACGGGAGGUCGAGUACUUAUUAUGCAGGGGCCCGAGUAGCAUUUUAAUUACUUAUCCGUUAGUCAGUCACACCUAACAGCUAACAUCUUUCGCUGAACCCAGUCAAAGUCUUAAUUUUAACGCCACAAUGCCACUGAGGCGUUGGCAGUAAAGUCUGAUGUUAGGUGUUUAUGACCUGGAUGGCUCCAGAAUUAAAGGAGUUGAGAAGUAAGUGUUGCUAUGGUGACUCUCAAUAUAAUAUUUAACAACUAUAGAAUGAGGCUGAGAAUGAUCUGAAGAAUUAUGGAGAUCGAGGGUGGUAUUAUUGACAACAGCCUCCUCGAUCUCCAUAAUUUUUCAGAUGACAUGAAAGCCGAAUCUAAUGAUUGUUUUAUUAUUCAUUCAAAAUAAUUCUAAGUUUAAAAACAAACUAAAACAUGCUUACCUUGGUAGAUGUAACGUUUCCGUCUUCCAUUUUCCGCUUCUCGGCAAGUUUGGAAGAUAAAGGGAUGUUCAAAAUAGCAGAUGUCUUCCGUCGAGUUGCAUUCUUGCUGUUCUUGCUAUGUUCUAGGUCGUAAUUCGGUUAUUUCCUCUUCGGGAAACGAGUAAAAUGUUCUGCCAUUUUGUACUGUUCUACCCUCGUCCCCAGGGCUUCUCGAUUGCCAGUCCACUUUUCUGACAAUUAUGCUGAACUACUGUCGUCAUUUUCCACAUAUCGCAAACAUCUUCCAAAUUUGAACAACGCUAGCUCGGGUUAUGAAGAAGUACCCGUGGAAUUUGAGCCAAUCAGAAACGGAGAAACAUUUUGCGUGAAUAAUAAAAUACUUCUAUAUCAGACCGCUAGCGCUCGUUACUGAACUGGAUAUGAAUAAACGUUUGAACAUUGUUCUUGAGAGACUACCUUAGGUCGUAAAUAACUUAAGCGGUAGUAUCAAAUCAGUUUUAAGUAUGUUGUUAAUAUGCUGUCAUUUCCUUGAGGUCUUUAAGAAAUGUGGUUUUGAAAUCAUUGUAGAUGCACCUUUAAUCAGUCUACCUUCAAAGUCAUACAAUGUUACUGAAGGCGCUGAUACAAGGCUUCUUUGUCCCAGUGAUGGUAGACCUCCUCCUAUUGUCACGUGGUCAAAGAUAAAUGGUUUCAACAACAGUUCAUAUCCACCCGGUCAAGUGCUUAAUAUAUCGAAUAUAAAGAGGACUGAAGCUGGCAAAUACCAAUGUACCGCCAAAAACAGUGUAGGAAAAGAGGCGAUUGCUACUAUUUACAUCAAUGUCAUUUGUAAGUUUUAGCUGAUAUUUUAAUGUUUCAAAGAAGUUUUAGGACGAAUGAAAUUGUUUUGUUUGGCUUGAUAUCGUUCUCCGGCCUAACAUGAAUCUCUAUCAAAGUCAGGAACUAAACCAAAGUUAAAAGUCAUUUGGAAAUGUAAUAGGCUCUUUGCAGCAGGUCAGUCACGUGGUACGAAAACUCACUGGGACGAGACAAACUGUUUUCACAGUACGUUUCUUGCGCCCCAGCAUGGCGUCCCCAACAUGGAGGUUUUGUACCACACGUAAUUUACUAGCUACAUAAUUCUUCAGAUCAUCCAGAAGGAAUAAUUAACGAGGCCUUUUUACAUUGUCCAUGCAGCGCCGAACCAGCAGUUCUUGACUGACAAAUACUCUGUGAAUUCGCGAAUCGAGCUCAAUAAACGGUUACAUUAUACGCCCUUAGUUCCGUUAAUAGUCCUCCUACUAGUCCGUUCUACACUGUCCUAUUUGCAAAUCAAGUUCCUCUUUUCUUAGAGUGUUAACGCUCAUUUCGCAUCUAAUUAUCCUACAUUAAGUCCCUUGAGACCCGACACUACACGCUGAGGACCGUUAUUCGAUAGCAACGCAUUUCCGUUUUUACAAUUUUCCUUCACCUUGUGACUGAAUUCUUAAACAGGCUAUAUUUUCGUUACUUAACAAAAUGUUGAUCCCAAGACUUUCCCUGUCCGUAGAUCCACCUACUAUCGUAUUGAACGAAACUGGGGAACUGCGUCUAAAAUGUUACGCGACAGGUAAUCUACGGCCAUUCCGUCAUCACGUGGACUAAAGUACCAGACUGAAUCCUUAAACAGGCUAUACUUUCGUUACUUAAUAAAAUGUUGAUCUCAAGACUUUCCCUGUCCUAGAUCCACCUACUAUCGUUAGGAGAACCAGUACUCAAAUAUUGAACGAAACUGGGGAACUGCGUCUAGAAUGUUACGCGACAGGUAAUCCACGGCCAUUCAUCACGUGGACUAAAGUACCAGACUCUACACCUCUGGACUCACCUGACGGUGUUCUUACUAUAUAUAAAGCGAACAAAACCCAUUCUGGAAUUUAUCAGUGCAGAGCUAGUAACGGAGUUGGAAGAGAUGCAACUGCACUAUCUUCAGUAAGAUUCAAUUGUAAGUUUGUUUUCCAUUAUUUUCAUUCUCUCUUGAUCCAUUUUCUCAUUUUGUGUGAUAUGCGCGGUUUCCCUCGCUCCAGAACUUAAAUAUGAGGUCCAUUAAUUUUACUGGUUAGCGUGAAAUGAUCUCUAAUCAGAUGACUUACUUUGUGCGAGAAGACAUAAGACUGACUGGCAGAUGGGUUUGUUGAGUGUUACCGUAUACUGCUGCUUAUAAGCCCUGGGCUUAUACAAGUUCGUAAGGGGUUUUGGGUGGGCUUAUAAACGGGGGAGCUUAUAUCCGGAUGGGCUUAUAAGCGGACGAAAAAAAAAACGUUUCAAAAUGAGCAACAGCACUGUUGAUCGACGUAUGAUUUAAAUUUAUUACUCUUACAACGGAAACAGUUUGUCAUAAGUUUUGUGAAACGCACUGUGACACUACAGGAGAACAAUAAACAGUUACUUCAAAAAAUUUGGCGAAAUGUUGAAAUAAAGAUAUAAAGAUUGUUAAUAAUAAAAUGGUAAUAAAGUUAUUCUUCCGUAAUCUUUUCCAGUUAUUUGUUGAAGUAAUAGUGUUCUAUGAGAGAACAAUAAAACAAAGAAAAACUGGAGGGGGGCUUAUAUCCGGAUAGGCUCUUAAUCGGAUGUAUUUUUUUGUUUGCAUGUAGGUGGACCUAUAACCGGGGGGGGGCUUAGAAGUGGCAGUUUACGGAGAGGCAUAUUUACUGGUCGACUACACUUUUAAAAGAUCCCAUUCUAUUUCAUUAAGUGUUCUGGGCUAAUUGGGUUUGUGUGCCAGUUAAUAUGAAAUUCAGAAACAUUCUUGGCUCAUUGGGAAUAGUAAACCAAGACACCACCUUAUGGAUUGUGAUUGGCUAUAUUUAUACUCCUGUGUCUUUUCAACAGACAAACCAGUCGAAACUCGCCUAAGAUCAUACACCAAAGAUGACAGAGUGAUAGCGGGAAACUCUGUAACUUUUUCGUGUACUGCUGAGAGUAACCCACCUCCAAACCUGGAAAUCCGCUUGAACGAUGUGUCGUUGGGUUUCUUCAAAAACAACACAUUCACUCUUCAAGACGUCAACACGUCUUAUGGUGGAACCUAUGAAUGUGUUCCAUGGAACAUGUUUGGAUACGGCCCGAUAGCAACUGUCAACCUUACUGUACAAGGUAUAUGUUAAGCUGCUGGACAGGAGAUAAAAAAUGGGAAAGGGAGGGGAGGCUAAUACUCCCACUUCAUUUCCCUACUUUGUAGAGCCUGCCAAGGAGCCUAAAUAAUGACUUAACACUCCACUGUCCAGUUUAUCUGCGCUUUUAAGAAAAAGAACGAAGGAAUGAAGUUUGGUCCUUGACCCCUACCAAGAACUUUAACAAAACCGAUUACCCUUAUCUAUCAGUCUGGGUAACUUCACUUAAAAAAUGAGGCUAAUUUACCCUUAUUGGUUUACCUUUCUCUAGCAAAGUGAAGAAAGCAAUUUCUUAGGAUAUUGAGAAAAAGCAAAAACCUUAUUUGCAGUACGAAAACAUAACCGAAAAUCAUAGAGCGUUUUUACUCACGUAGCCAGCAUCUGUGCAAAUUUAUUGAAACAAAACAAGGCGUUUGCAUAAGAAAGGAGUUCAACUCUCACGGGAUUGAUUGUGACACCAACAUGGUGCUGUUUGUUUGUUUUGGAACACCAAUAUGGCCGCCGUGAGGUCAUGUGAAAACGCUCUAUAAUUGACUGUUGUUUCUGGUACACGGUAGGAUUUCAUGAUUCAAGAUUAAAAAGGAUAUGAAAGUAUAAAGUCAUGUAAUGUAAACAUUAUUCUCUUCCUUCUAGAGGUGGCCCGAGGCAGGAAAGGAACAAAUACAUAAGGCGUAAUCAGUUAAUAGCACUGCUGUUGACCGCUUUUGAAGUGUCUAUCAUUUUUUGGUAGCCCUAGGAUUGUCGAAAGUUUUAUUGCCUGUUUCUUUUAGGAUAUCAUUGGAUUAAACUGGGAACAGCACUAAAAUUAUCCCAUCCAUAAUUCUUUCCACGGUUCCAAAAAGCUAGAGCUGGAUAAUCGCUAACAUUGCCUUUAAUUUGUUUUAGUCCCGCCUUCGAUUGACUUUAUUUCCCACGAGGUUACUGUAAACGAGACUGAAAACGUCACCAUAUUCUGCAACGCAUCGGGGAUUCCAAAGCCAGUGGUCACGUGGACAUUUCUGGGCAACUCAUCGGAUGGUAUGGAAUCUCUUAACUUGGAAUCUCUCUCGUUACCACGUAUCAACAGAAGAAAAGCUGGAAGAUAUCGAUGUACAGCAGCAAAUGGCGUCGCAAAUCCUAAAUCCGCUCACGUUGAUAUAAAAGUAAAUCGUAAGUGUGAACAAAUAUAAAGAGUAGCAUUCAGAUUUCGCGAAACCGGGUUGUAAUUCCCAAAAUUCCAGGUAACUCAAACCGGCAACAGUCGGAAAAUUGUUUGCCCUUAAUUUGACUUCUGAUUCCUGAAGAGAAAGCCAUCGAUGGUUGACCAUGCUAGAGGCUAAACACGAUAACGGAUACAAAUGUCCGUCAAAAUAUUUACAACUUUUGUCUUUCAGAUAAACCAGAAAUAGAACAUGUUGGACCUUCAAGGGAAAUCACCUCUUGGCUAAACCAUGAAACUACAUUAACGUGCAAAGCAGCAGGAUUUCCAUUGCCAGAAAUUAAAUGGAGUCAUGAUGGCGCAGUAGAAUAUUCUGUCCAAGGUUACUCCUGCACCAGUAUUCUCAGGUUCACACCCAGACAAGCGAGUGAUUUUGACGUUGUAGUGUGCAUGGCAAAAAAUAUUCUUGGGUCAGCAGAAGCCAAAGUAACUGUUAAACAACUUAGUAAGGAUAUCCCGUGUUCUUUUUUAUGGUAAAGUUAAAACAUAUCACUUAUUAUCCAUUAAAGACUAGUAUGGAAUGCUCAAUUGGACACAAGGGGUAUGUAUUUUGUAAGACGGGCAUAAUUUCUUGACGAAUUCCUGUUUGUUUGAUAUACGAUAGGAAAAGGCGAUUAUUUGUACGGUGUUUGUGUGUAAAAAGGAUCCUCGACCUCUCGUAAUUAAAGAAUUUCUUUUACUUUUCAGGAAAACGACAGUUUCUGCUUUAACCAAUUAAGAGAAAAAAUUGUGCCUUUCCACAUUGAAAUUAAAUUUCAAACAAACUUUAUGGAAAUUCUUCGAGAAUGAUGCGCGUUUGAGAAAUUGCUUAAUUGAGGCAAAGCAAAUUCACCCGUUUUUUUUAUCAUGCAGAUUAAUCAUAUGCUAGCCUUGAUUUCAUUUUUUUUUUCCACAGAUGUUCCAGACCCCCCAGAGAUACUACGAAUUGACGAAGGUCUUAAUAACCUAAAAAUUCACUGGAAGGAGUCUAUCACUAAACCAAAAUUUUCGAUUCUCAGUUACAUGGUACAGAUUAAAGAAAAGGGAGAAUCACAUGAGUGGAUAAACUGUACGCGGAUAGAAAAUCAAACAGGUUCCAUGAUGUGUCUCAUGGAUGAGUUGAAGAGCAACACCGAAUACAUUGUGAGAGUCUCUGCAAGGAAUGUAGUGGGUUUCAGUGAGUUUACUAUGAGGGAGGUUUCAACAAAAGAACCAACAGGUAACGGCUUCCCCUUCAUGUGCUGAUGCCUAUAAGCAACCUUUCAAGAUCUUGAUAAAAUAUUCUUCUCCACAUUCUUUCCCCAGAUAAUUCGUUCAUGUUAAUUUAAAUAGCUAAUUAAUAUCGUUCAAGGCUAGGGCCUUAAUUCGGCAUGAUGACACGUGAGACUGACAUAAUGAAGGGUCGUAUUACUAAAUACAUGGUUCAAAGCGCUGCUAAAACAACAGUGCUUGUAUCUCAGUUUAACAUUAGCACUUAUACGCCCUGUAAUGAUGAUAUUUUUCGAUGAGCCUAAUGUAAUGAAACCCCUAAAGCAAUAGUCUAGGCCGCGAUUUAUAAGAAUGUGUUAAAUAAGUGUAACAUGUAGUUUCUUAGCAUCACACAAAACGUUUUUAAAAUAGCAAUCGAAAGUAAUCUUGUAGAACACAUUACGAAACAUCGAGUUUAUGACUUUCACACAGUAAAUUCCAGUUUUACAGUGGGGGUAAGGGUAGAGUAAGUCUUUUAAUCUGAAGAAUCAUAUGCUUCACGCUGUGUGAUACUACUGAAGAGUUCGUCGUUACUUUCGGAUUUAGCGGCGAAGGUCGCUACUUCCGGGUAGCUAAGACGUGUGCGGUACAUGGGUGGUACAAACGACAAAGGUACGGUAAUAACAUCGCGACAAAUGUGAAAACAUCCACACUUUUUACUUGGGGAAACUUAUUUCAUGUCUUUUCUUUUUUAAAUACAAAUUCAAAAGAACUGUUUGAUUACGGUAUGGGUUUUCAAAAAACGAAAGGAAGACUUUCGGAAUAAAAGAAAAUAAUGUAAUGUACCUUUGGUUACAUGAACUCUCAGAAGGAGUGUCACGGAUAAGAUCAUUAUAACCUUUUAAAAUAAUCCUCGGAUCAGUUUGGUAAAGUUUGUUUUAUUUUUAAUUUUCGUUACUUCUUGUGAAAAGGGAAAUUGUUUUCAGGCGAAGGAUCGUUAUUUUCGGAGGGUCUCUACUUUUGGUAUUUUCACACUUUUGAAAUUUUAUCGCUGCUUUCGGGGCCGGGUUCGUUACUUUCGGAACUUCACGGUACAAUUUCGCUAGUUUAUGCAUGUUUAAGGCGAUAUUAUGUAUAGCUGUACACUUUAUUGCAACAAACGGACAUGCUUGAAAAAAACCCAAUCAACUAACAUGUACAACUAUUUUGUAGUAAAAGAGAAGCAGCAGGGCCUCCCUAGAAGUACUGUUCACUGGAUAAUUGCAGGAGUAACUAUCGGCUUCUCUGUUGUGUUACUGAUAGUUGCCGCUGUAGCAUUGAAGAGACGCUCUCGAGGUUUGUUUACUCCGAAAUACACAGACUAAUUAAUACAUCAUCGCGAAGCAGUAAAUUAUAAACAACUGAAACAUGGAGUUUAAUGCACUUGUUUUUCAAAAAACGAAUUUGAAUAACUACUACCGGAUGCAAGUGUUUGUUUAAUUUUUCAGGCAAACAACAUGAUCAAAUUUCCUCAUCAUCAUGAUGAGAUAAAUAAAAAGUUAAUAGAAAAUAUAUAUUAAAUAGUACAAACUUGGAGGCAGAAAGCAAGCUUUCAUCAGUCAGCGAAACUCGUGUUACACCCUUUUUUACCCUUGCAUUCAGUUGUACAUUAAUUUAUUUACCGAACUUUCCUUGACCAACUGAAACAGUUUAAACAUUGUGAAGUGACAUCCUAUUCAGUACAGCUCUUAAAGAAAACAUCACAACUAACUUCAAAAUAGAUUUGAACCGUUUUGAAUUCUACUGACAGUGCCUGUCUCUGGAGUAUUGGAGUAUCAUUUGCAUUUUGUUCUAUUAGACAGGUUUUUAUUUCUAUUUUUACUUAUUUGGGAUUAUAUCACACUUAAUUUAGCAUUAUGUCAAUUAUAACUGCUUGUGUGAUCCAGGCCAUUUAGUGACUAAUUUGAGAAAAAAAAGAAAAAGAAAGAAAAAACAAAUCAUAAUUUUAGGAUGACCUAAUUGCAGAUGCUGGGUUCAAUUAUCAACAGUAUUCAUUUCUCUCGUUAUUUCAAACGUUACAGAUUUUUUUUGGCUUCCUACACAGAUCAAAAUUUCUAUGACGAUUUACAUGGCGAAUUGAACGGGUUUUUGAUUAAAAUGAAGUUCAUCUAAUCAAUUCAAAACAGCAGAUCCAAGACGGCCGAUGGUUUUGGUUCCUUCCUUAAUGAUAAGUGACGUCAACAUGACAUCACUUCUAUUGUUAAAGUUUAUUUUAAAUGUGGUAGCCAUCCUCUUGGUUUUAUCAGACACCUAACUAUUUAAGUAUUUUCAAUGUCGCUUUGAGGGAAUAUGGAUUCUACUAAUAAAUUCAACAAUAUGAACGUCAUAAUGACGUCAAAUAACGUCACUGUGUCACUGAAGUUAAGCCUAGAUGUUGGACAUGAAUUUAUUAAUCAAAAAAAGGCCGUUCUGAACUAGCCUCCUCCGCAGGCUUCACUGUCUUGUUUUAGACAAAGAGUGGCAGAAUGGGGGAGAGAACGGAGGGUGACAGUGAUGCCUGUCAAAUAUCGACAAGGUGAUGACCUUCUGGGCAUUUUGGCUAGCUCAUACAAAUCCAAUUUGUGUUCGGGAUAGUGGGGAAAUUUUGAGAGACAAAAGCCUUUGACCAUGACCUACAGUAAGAGCUAAUAGUUUUUUAGUUUGUUUUCUUAGGGGGCUGGAUUUGUAAUAAUUUGUCUGACGAAAACCCCAGAGAGGCCAGGGUCUUGUCAUUGGUCCACAAGAGUGAAGGACGCGCGCGGUCCACACCCUUCGAUUUUUGGCAGGCAACUCCACCGCAGUUUUUUUUUCCUUUUCUCGUCAUAUGACUACUCGCGGUCAGUGUAAGCGGAGUUGCCUGCAGAGGAGACUAGGUCUAAACAGGGUUAGGAAAAUAGUUUGUACAUGAAUUCUUUUUGUGUUUAGUAUAUCAUUUUGGUGUUUUCUAGUUUAAAGUUGGAGUACAUGUAGAUGUACUGCAAUAACAGCUAAUUUUUAAUGUUUUCUCUUUAUCAGGACGAGGCGAAGUAACAAACGUUAACGAUAGGUUGGUUAAACUAUAAUCAUACUUGAUGAAAGUGAUCCUGAUUAUGUUUUCCUUUCGUAAGGGUAAUGAGUUGUACGAUACCGUUACGGCGUUUUUUCUACUGCCUUAACAGUCAUGCAGUUCAGUGACGCAUACGGACUUAUCCAAGACCAUGAAAAACAUCCCAGAGACGCUCUUACAAACUGAACUCCCUGCUAAAAAAAAAAAAGCGCAAAAAAAGUUAGUUUGACUGUUGAUAAAGUAGCCUGCGAAUACAGCCGCUACUUCUUGCUCCUCGCCGCUAGGAACGUUUCGCCAGUAGGAACGUCUGCACCUUAGCGACAGAAAUUCCACACUGAAGACGUAAAAUCUGUCCGAAAUCUGGUCAGGAGCUCUGAGUGGUCGACAUCGCCUCGUAGUUAUACUGAAUGACAGACAAAAGACAAAAGGCCACAAAGGUCAAAUUUAAACGGAGUUGUAAACGUGAUGAAUCUACUACAAAACAGUCAAUAUUCCUGGAAUAUAUUCUUCUUUAGAAAAAGCAUCUGAGUUUUUCUGGAGCUCGUUCGCAGCAGAACACAAAACUUUAGCGUAAUCGACCAAGAGAAACAUAAAAUCAAGCAAAUUUACAUUUGGAACCUCAUGGAUACCCGGAAUUAUUAUAUAAACAUUGGUUUGCGUUAAACUCAUGGAAUUUCGUCUACCUGUUUAUUAGCCUAUUAAGUUAACUUUUUUUGUUGUUUUGCUGACCAACCCAGCCAAUAAUCCUCAAAUGUGAGGGGUGGGCUGUACACGGUAACUAUUUCUGUCCCGCGGCGAGGAGCGAGGACAAACGACUGUAUUCACAGGCUAUUAAUAAAGCGACUGGAAUGUUCUUUGAACCGCUUUGUUUUUGCAAAAUAGAGCUUUCACUAACUUAAAAUUAAAAAAAUAUAUAUAUAUACAGUGGAAGAAAUCUUCCACAAAAAAGGAAGGUCUUCAGCGUAAAAACAAACAGAAGGCAAUUAUUACGGAAGACCCUAGGUAAGAUGGUGGCAACCAAUGAACAUAAAAGUCGCAAAGUUAAGAAUAAGAAUAAGCGAUACGACAGACCUAGAUACUUUCACUGACUUAAGUAAAUGUCGCGAGCAAUUAAUUAUAGACAUUUCUUCCGAUGCCAUUAUUUUCCUUCCUAGAUUUUGUUAGUCGUAGUACCUAAGUCGGUCCAUUCACACAGUCCAACAAACAAUCGUGAUUCGAGUCGAAAUCCUUUUUUAAUAAGUGUUUAUUGAACUGCAGUUAUUUCUCUGUAGAGUGAUUAGUUCAGAUGAUCCUUUUAUAGCAAAGAGCCCAAAAGUGUGAACUCCUUUAAUUAACUCACAUCCUUUCGUGUGGACGUUAACCAAUCAGAAGUCGAGGACCGAUUCCAGCUGCCUUCUGAUCUGUUCGAAAGAAUAUGAAUGAAUCAAAAGCGGUGACACUUUUGUGCUUCUUGCGGUAAAGAUCAUUACUACUUAGGAGGAGUUUUCUCAGUUACUGCCGUGUUUAAUCAAUGUUAAUUCUUCUCUUUACCUAGUGGUUCCCAAAAGGUGACUAUUACCAGUUAUGAUAAUCCAACGAUGGAGGAGAGUCUGCAGACAGUUGCAGCUGUUAUAGAGGUACCUUCUUUUGACCGUGUUGGUAUUGCACAUUUUAUAUGACGCAAGUUAAUUGUUCUCAUUCAAGGGCUCAUUACUGGAGUCGGGCGGGCUUGCUUUGCCGAAUUGUUCUUUAUCUUAAUUUACAUAAAGCGCACCUUCGCGGAGCCCCCGUAUCACACUGAUCCUGGCAAAUCUCGCACCCAGAUUCCUUCUCGACGAAGCUCCUUACGCCCAGGCAUAUCUAGACAAUGCCACUAGAAAACUUGUUAAGAGAACCGGGCAGGGUAGAAUUUCAAGUUAAUCGAUCGAUUUUUGUCGCGCUUCAGUUUAAGUGACGAGGUAUCGGCAAAUCGACCCAGCGCGGUAAAAUGGGCCAGGCCUCUGAGCUCAUAUAAUGAGCGACUCUUCACCGCAUAACUGGUUUAAAACCGAUGUCAAGAGUGAACGAUAUUCGGAACGCUACUUGGUCUUGUGCCAAGCAAGCGAUCAUUUUUUUUAGAAUAAAAUUAUGCAAAAACUGUAGGUAUUAAGUUAGAUGUGAUCGUUCGGGUUAGUCAGUCUCGUUGGGAUCGACCGUUGAUGCUGUGUGGAAAUCUGCUAGUCUUAGUCUCCACUCACCCUAACGAUGGGUGAAAUGACCCCUGGGUCAUACCAUUCACAAAGUUCAGGAAUCGAACAUUGUUUUCAUGCGGAAUAGCACAAUACCGCAUAAAGAGAAAAAGUUAUCAGUGUAAAAUGCAAAAUGAGCGAACAAACACCUAGGCAGAGAAGUCGACUAAAAACUCACAAAUUGGAAAAAAAAAUGAAAUGAAUGGGGUAAUAAGUAUAGAAUCCCACUCGAAUAGAACUUUUUAGCUUGUACAUUGUUUUUACCCACUUCUGACCAAGUAAUGGUUAAAAAAAGCCAGGAAACUAUUUCUUUCAAACGUCGCCCUGAACCCCCGCACACGUCUGUGUGCAAAAUUUAUGAAAGGAAAAAAGGCAAAUUCUCUUGAGAACAUCACGUGGUUGAACAUACCAGCUGAAAAGUUCCGUGAAAAGCAGAUUUUAACUUUUAAUUCACCUCUUAAUUUGUCUCUUUAAUUUACUAUUUGUAUUUAUACUCAUUUAAUAAUCUGAUUUUAAUUUCUUCGCUUUAUUCGAGUUUGAUAGCGCAAAAAAUGUUGAAACUUUUUUUUAACUUGUAGGGGGAACAAAGUGGAUAG
Molecule: messenger RNA, 14481 nt
Organism: Porites lobata
Lineage: Eukaryota; Metazoa; Cnidaria; Anthozoa; Scleractinia; Poritidae
Source: the annotation of a GenBank genome assembly